This is a messenger RNA of Esox lucius (northern pike), 1024 nucleotides long. It is a transcript of the gene snx10b, whose product is annotated as sorting nexin 10b. Gene Ontology annotation, molecular function: phosphatidylinositol binding. The record is from RefSeq and is a predicted model, not a curated record. Gene Ontology annotation, biological process: intracellular protein transport. NCBI's taxonomy places the organism in Eukaryota, Metazoa, Chordata, Actinopteri, Esociformes, Esocidae. The transcript has 6 exons. Bases 192 to 785 code for a protein of 197 amino acids.
AUUAAGCAAUUUGGUUUAAAAACAAUAGUUAUUGUUUCCCGGAAAGUCUAAUAGUUGGGUUGCAAAAUGCAAAGCCUGUCAGAGGGGUGUAUCGACUUUCCUUGUCUUGUGUUAUUGAGGAUAGUGGUGGCUACUUCUUCUUUCACUUUGUUGGUUGCAGAACCUUGACAGUUGAUAGACCUGUAAAAGGCAUGGGGAUUUCCAAAUACAUUGGUUCGACCUCUCCACUCCUUCCCAUGAAGCAGUUCAUCAGUGUUUGGGUUCGUGAUCCACGGAUUCAGAAGAAUGAUUUCUGGCAUGCCCACAUGGACUACGAAAUCUGCAUCCACACCAACAGUCUCUGUUUCACCAAGAAGAUGUCACGUGUGAGAAGAAGAUACAGGGAGUUUGUUUGGCUUCGGGAAAAACUACAGGAAAACUCAUUACUCAUGGUCCAGCUACCUGAACUCCCCCCUAAGAACAUCUUCUUUAGCCUGAACAACGCCCAGCAAAUCACAGAGAGAAUGAAGGGCUUGCAAAAGUUCCUUGAACUGAUCCUGGAGAGUAAUUUGUUCCUGUCGGACAGCUGCCUGCACCUCUUCCUACAGUCGGAGCUUGACGUGUCCGGGAUCGAGGCCUGCGUCUUAGGGAGAACCUGCUACUCUGUGUCUCAGGCCAUACUGCGCUGUGGCCGCAACCUGCGGCGCUUCCACUCCCAGGAGGACCUGUCAGGGCUAAGACGCACGGAGGAGUCCUUUGAGUCAGACUCUGACUGUGCUUUUGUAGAACCGGAGCCUCAGCAGUAAAGAAGUAACUACAUCAGAGGACGUGGGAGAAGGUCCACUCAGAAUGUCUGCUUCUCACUAGUAACAUCUGUCAUUCAACUGUUUUGCUAGUAUCAACAAAAUUUUAAGAGUAAAUAUGUUUAAAAAAUAUGUACUUAUUUGUAAUAUUUGAUAAAAAUCAAUGUAAUGUAAAUAUUUGUCCCUGAAAAUAUAUAUCUUUAUGUAUAUAUAUUCACUGUAAAUAAAGUCAUAUUUCUUCU